AUGUUGACUGGUAAGGUUAAAACCGCUUAUCUUUCACGGUUGCCGCCAUUCCCCAGCCCGACAUUAAUCCAUUGGUUAUUUUGGUUCAACCGAGAACUGACUGAAGUUAUUUUAGUUUUAUUUUGAGAGCCUUCAACCGUUGAUUUUACUCUUCUGGAUCGUCCGACCUCAUCCAGUCUCCUGUCUACAAUUCAUAAAAACCCCGUUCUUCAAAAUUGUUUUUUAGAAUGCCUGGGCAAUCCAAAAGGGAAGUUCCUGGGGCGUUACGGGCUGUUUUAGAGAAGGAUAUUGCCCUAACAAAUACUGUAUGUCACCUAGGCGAUAAAGUGUUGCCUCCUCUUAAAUUUAAAAAAUAUUACAAAGCACUUGAGAUUUCUAGCCAUGGAUUUCUCUGGAUUUCUGUCAAUCUGGCUUUCGUAUGGCUAUUGUGGAAUCCAAACUAUUUUGAAUUACAGGUUAACUUGAUAUUCGGUGUACUUAUGAACACGGUUUUGAAUGCUAUGUUGAAGGCAUAUGUAAGAAGAAAAAGGCCAUCGGACGAUUCAGGAAACUUCAGCAUAGACCAGUACUCUUUCCCUUCAUGCCAUGGGUCAUUGGCAGUAUUCCUAGGAUAUUUCUUUACGUUUCUUUACCCCCUAGGUUUAUUCUCGAGAAUGAUAUUAUACAUGUGGAUGGUAGCUGUUUCUGUUUCUAGAGUGUUGGCAAGGCGUCAUUAUAUUUUGGAUGUAGCCGGUAGUGUUGUGAUAGGUCUGCUUCUAGGCCUGAUUAUGUCCAUGUUUUGGCUUAGUGAAUCAUCGUGCAUCUCCGUUGUAAAAUAUCUGUCAGAUGAGCCCGUCAACCUUGAGGGUCUGCAAGAUGAAUCGCCAGAAUUAUAAUUUAAGAUAAAUACGAUAUAACAAACUCGUAAAGAGUUGUACUAUUUUAAGUAAAGAUUAUUUUUUUGUACAUAACACAACAUUUUAAACUAAUGUAUUAAUAAGUUUUACCCUACACUUGUAUUUCCUAAAGUUAUUUCAUGUAUUUAUAGUUAAUGAUGUUGAAAUGUUUUUGUCAAUACAGUAAAAGUCAUAUUUGAUAUAU
Messenger RNA from Cimex lectularius (bed bug), 1080 nucleotides. RefSeq names its product phospholipid phosphatase 6. The transcript has 4 exons. The record is from RefSeq and is a predicted model, not a curated record. Gene Ontology annotation, molecular function: sphingosine-1-phosphate phosphatase activity. NCBI's taxonomy places the organism in Eukaryota, Metazoa, Arthropoda, Insecta, Hemiptera, Cimicidae. Bases 228 to 875 code for a protein of 215 amino acids.